GGAUUGCUGGGAAGAAGAAGGAGGCAGUCGAGGUUGGGCCUUUGGAGAGACUGUCAUAGGUGGAACCUCCAACUAAAGCUCCGUAGCCGAACCGGACAGCGCGGGGACGCACGUUUUCAGUUCCUGUGGGAGCUCUCGAGGAAAAGACCCGCCACCACCGCCUUCCCUUGGCAGCCAUGAUGGAAGAGGAGAUCAUCGAGGACCGGGCCAAGCUCAAGCAAGGCCUGGUCAAAGUGCUGGAGUGCGUGGCCACCAUCUCCUCGGCCGCCGCCGUGGUCAACCCCAUUUUCGGCUUGGCGGGCUCACUGAUCCGGGUGGUGCUGCACCACAUCGACGACGAGGACAUCCGCACACUCAAGCGAGAGUUCGGCUCGGUCAACCGCGCCCUGGACGAGAUCUCACACAAGAACCGCAAGGCGCUGGUGGAGAUCCAGAAGGAGACGCUGGACGGCCAGUACUGUCCGGUGGAGGAGAACCUGAAGAACCAGUUCAGGAAGUUCAUGGAGCUUGUGGAGGCGCGGCCGGAGCACAGCGAGCGCAAAAAGGAUGACUUUAUGGAGAGCUACGCCAAUGACCUCGGCGACCAGAACCUGCACACGCUCUACGACGGCGUGGUGGGCAAGCCCAAGCUCUUCAGCCGGCCCAUCCUGGAGGUCUACCUGAAGCACUCCGGAGGCGACCGCCGCACCAUGGAGCGACUGUGCACACGCCUCACCUACCUCUUCUGCAUCGGCCUCAUCGCCCUCAUGGGCUACGCCGCCGUCAUCGGCGACGACGACGUCAGCCUGAGCGAGGAGUGGGCCGAGAAGAUGGAGCACGUUCAGGAGAAGAUGCAGCAGGCGCUCCGCAUGUGUCACUGAGGGCUCCUCUUGCACUUUGACCACAUUCCACGUGUAACUCCUCCCGUCAUGCCUUUUUUUGUCCUUCUAGAAGCCCUUUGGGACCACCCUCUAUCCAAACCGGAGACCUUUGUUACAACACACUUGCUGUGGCCUUCAGAGGACAUGCUUUAUAAUCCCGCAAGGAUCGCUAAUUACACAUA
This is a messenger RNA of Dunckerocampus dactyliophorus (ringed pipefish), 1042 nucleotides long. Its product is annotated as protein rapunzel-like. The transcript has 3 exons. Bases 177 to 860 code for a protein of 227 amino acids. NCBI's taxonomy places the organism in Eukaryota, Metazoa, Chordata, Actinopteri, Syngnathiformes, Syngnathidae. The record is from RefSeq and is a predicted model, not a curated record.